Molecule: messenger RNA, 1056 nt
Organism: Rhodotorula graminis WP1
Lineage: Eukaryota; Fungi; Basidiomycota; Microbotryomycetes; Sporidiobolales; Sporidiobolaceae
Exons: 2
Coding region: 1-1056 (351 amino acids)
Source: RefSeq, a predicted model, not a curated record
AUGGCCUGCCUCAACGACGACGUCCUCCACCUCAUCGUCGACGAGCUCGCCAAACACGUCGACGUCCGCCACGAGCACCCGUCGCGCAACGACGUCCUCGCGCGGAUCUGCCUCGCGUCGCGCUCGCUCGCCCAAGUCGCCCGUCGCCGACUCUGGCGGGACAUCGAGAUCUCGCAAGGGCGGCAGCUCGAGAUGCUCAAGGCGGCAUGCUCGGCCGACGGACGAGGCGAGGGCACGACGACGUACACGGUGCGCUGGUCGUGGACGGCCAACGCCGCCCUCGUCGACCUUGUCGACGUCGCGAGGUGGUUGCCCGCCGUCGCGGACCUGCGCGUGCACGGCUCGUGGACCGACCUGGACCUGUCCGUCGCGCAGAAGUAUACUUGUCUUCGUCGCCUGACGCUCGUCGGCGUCCGACUCUCGCUCCGCGAGCCCGUCGUGCUACCUCAACUCGAAGAACUGAGCAUCUACAACGUUUCGACGCACUCGUCCUUGCCCUGUCGACUGUUCGACCCGGUCGCACUGCCCGCCCUGCGCGCCGUUCGCCUCGCGGGCUUCUCCGACUACCAGUCGUACGACACGUUCCAGCUGGCCGACAUCCUCUCGCCCGCCAUCCUCGCCCAACUCGACUGCAUCCAGACGGACCCCUCGGCCCUCGAGCUCGACGGCGCCCUUGCCCGAGGCGACUCGCCGCCCGUCCUCGUCAAGCUCGUCUCGAUCCCGCCGACCCUCCCCCGCCACGCCCUCUUCCAGUCCCCUCGCGCCUUCUUCACAGGCUUCGACACGCCAUACACCAGCCGACCCGCACCCGCCGUCGUCCCGCCCGACGCUCACACCCCUUUCGUCGCCGUCUUCCCGCGCUCGCUCGAGGCGUCGAGCAGCGCUGCGCCGGGCGCCGCGCUCGCCAUCGAGGACUUCAAGGUGGCGUGCAGGGAGCGCGGACACGACGUCGUCGACGGCGGCGAGCGGCCGGGCGACUCGCUCGAGGCGCUGUCGCCUGGGUUCUUGAGGUGGGCUCGGGCGCGCAAGGCGGCACAGGCGGCGGCAGGUCACUGA